Molecule: messenger RNA, 988 nt
Organism: Vigna umbellata (rice bean)
Lineage: Eukaryota; Viridiplantae; Streptophyta; Magnoliopsida; Fabales; Fabaceae
Source: RefSeq, a predicted model, not a curated record
UUUUUCAGCCUGUUAUGAUUCUAAAUUAAAUGUAUUUGUAAAACAAUUUUGAUUUGGAUGUGUGGGAGGGAAAAGUUUGGAUUUUUUUUUUGACAGAGCGCGUGUGUUUGUCGCGUUGUCUGUUGUUUUGAAAAUCCCACUUGGGUACGGUUUAGAUCUGUUGUCGCAUGGGAGUGUUUGUCAAAGGUAGAUGGAGCAAGAAUUCAGGCAAAGGCCUUGAAGUUGGAGUGUGUUAAGAUUACUUAGGAGUUGCUGUCUUGACUGAAGGAAUGGAGGUAUAUGGCAAAUCUAUGGUUGCAGGUCCUGCAAAUGUUAUUUUUCUGUCGAGUAUUAUGGGUCGAGAUGGUCAAAUUCCUGGUCACGAAUGCGACUGGAAAUGUCAAAAUGAACAUGUUUGUGGAAACAUGUAUCGCUGCAAGCUAACUGGGCUCACUCACAUCUGUGAUAAAAACUGUAACCAGAGAAUUCUGUAUGACAACCAUAGCUCCCUUUGUCGAGCUAGUGGUCAAAUUUUCCCCCUUACACCGGCAGAGCAACAGGCCGUGAGAGGUGUUCGAAGGAAGCAUGAUGCGGCGGAGAAUUCUCCUACCGAAAGCUGUGGUUUUAAGCGUAGACGGGGCGAUGCCCAAUUCCACCCUUCUCCCUUUGAGAGAUCUUUCUCUGCUGUCAGUCCUAUCUGCAGCCAAGUUGGAGAUGGCAUGGAUAUGAGCUAGACAUAUACUAUAUAACUGGAAAAACUCUUUUAUCAUUGCACUUCACUUUUCCCUUUUUCCCCUUUUUCUAUCAGAUGAGUAUGAAUAACGGAACUUGAACAAUUAUAUGGACUGCUUAUUGGUGGACAUGAAUGUUCAUCUAUUGUAGGAACUCCUUAUAUUUCUAGUAUCAAUGUAAUGUAGUGCUUAAUGUAGUUGACUGUUGAAUGGGGAUUUGAGCUGGCUCUAUUUAGUAUUCAGAUGGUUAUGAAAUCUGAACUGAUUACAGUUUCUUU